Knipowitschia caucasica is the source of this 3633-nucleotide messenger RNA. Lineage: Eukaryota; Metazoa; Chordata; Actinopteri; Gobiiformes; Gobiidae. The record is from the annotation of a GenBank genome assembly.
AUGGUUCAAUGCAGCGCCACAGGGGGCAGCAGAGAGGAGUGCCGAGUUCUGACCACGCGCAGAAGGAGCCAGAAAAACAACAUGGAGGACGAGGUGGAUGUUGACAUCGAAGGAGAUACAUUAGACAGCAGCUUUAGUGAGAGCGACAGAGGCAUGAUUCAGGAGCAGUUUUUACAGUCGACAUGGAAAAGCAGCGCGGGGAUACUGCCGUGGGAACUGGACAACUCCAUCAGCGCAGAAAACAGAGACGAAAUCCCCAAAACAUGUUGGCAGAAUGAAUCAAACAAACCUAAAGUCAGAAGGUCUCCAACCAAAGCAUCUUCUGCCUCUUCAUCUCGUUGGUCUGCUGAAGAAAAAAAGCUCUUUGAAGAAGGACUGGCCCAGUAUGGUCGACGUUGGACUAAAAUUGCCAAACUGAUGGGAAGCCGUAGUGUUCUUCAGGUCAAAAGCUAUGCCCGGCAGUACUUAAAGCAAGAGGCCAAAACAAAAGUCAAAGCUCCUGUUCCAUUGCCACCAAUGCAUCCUCAGUCUCUUUCCGGUCACCCACACACUCUGGACAACGCUGUGCGCAUAGAGAAGCUUUCUGAUGACGAAGAUGAAGAAAUAGACAUUACAGAUGAUGACUGUGAACCUACAAAAGGCAAACCACAGGACGCCCAAGUGAAAUCUGAAGCCACAGAAACUCAAAUCAAUGUUGCAAGAGCAGAGGAAGAAGAUUUACACUUCCCAACAGAGGAUGAGAGUGAAGAUGAACCCAGUUGUAGCCUCAUGUCUUCUGAAGGCCCCACAAUCACCUCCUCCUCGCUUUUCACUGAGCAGCAAGAUGGUAUUGAACAAAAUGAAUCCUUUUCUGACAAAAUCUCAGCAACAAAACAAGAAAACCAGUUCUUCCAGACAUACGACUCAGGAUUGGAUCAUCAAGAUGAAUGCAAUGAAGAAGAGAGAAAUAUGGGACCUGAAGAUAACCCAGAUGAAGAUGAUGAAGAGGAAGAGUUGAAGCCUCCUGAUCAGGAAAUUGACAUGGACCCAGAGGUCAUCACCGAAGAUGAAAAACAAGCCAUCCCAGAAUUCUUUGAGGGACGUCCGUCCAAAACCCCGGAGAGAUAUUUAAAGAUCCGGAACUACAUCCUGGAUCAGUGGUCCAAGAGUAAACCCAAAUACCUCAACAAGACGUCCGUCCGACCAGGGCUGAAAAACUGUGGCGACGUGAACUGCAUUGGCAGAAUCCACACGUACCUGGAGCUUAUAGGAGCCAUUAACUUUAACUGUGAGCAGGCAGUGUAUAAUCGUCCACGAGUUUUGGACCGGAGCAGGCAAAAGGAGGGCAAGGAUGUUCUGGAGGCCUAUCAGCUGGCUCAGAGGCUGCAGAGCAUGCGGACGAGGAAGCGGCGCGUGAGGGACAUUUGGGGAAACUGGUGCGAUGCUAAAGACUUGGAAGGACAGACAUACGAGCAUUUAAGUGCAGAAGAACUCGCAAAGAGGAGAGAGGAGAUGAAAAAUAUGCCCAAACCGUCCAAGAUGUCCAGAAAAGGGUUAAUCGACCCCUUCAAGCUAAUUCCUUGUCAAUCAUUUGGAGAUGAUGUUCAGGAACCAUUCCAGAUCAUCGUCUGUGCAGAGACGCUUCUGAUUAUGGACUUGCAUGCGCAUGUGUCUCGUGGGGAAGUCAUCGGCCUUCUUGGUGGAACUUACAACGAGCAAAAUAAAAUAUUAAAGGUGUGUGCGGCUGAACCUUGUAACAGUGUGAGCACAGGCAUGCAGUGUGAGAUGGACCCUGUUUCUCAGACUUUGGCCUGUGACACUCUGUCGUCUCUGGGGUACAGUGUGGUGGGCUGGUAUCAUUCUCACCCCUCCUUUCACCCUAACCCCUCUGUACGGGACAUACACACGCAGGACCAGUUCCAGAGUUAUUUUUCAAGAGGUGGAGCUCCAUUUAUUGGAAUGAUUGUGAGUCCAUAUGACCCUGCAAAUCCAUCCCCUCACUCACAAACCACCUGUUUGUUGGUCAAAGCAACCGGUAACGAAACAGAAUUACAGAAGAUUCCCUACAAAUUUGACUUUCUCCCAUCACAAGACAUUCCAGACUGGGAUCAGACCACGCGAAGGGCGCAUUGGAUAAUCCAGAAGUAUUCCCUUACACCAGGAAGUGUGCAAAUGAAUCGAUUUUUCAGGAGAGACUCACAUCUUACCUGCCUCGAGAAGAUGCUGUCCUCUUUGGCAAAGUACCUGGAACCCCUGCCAGAUGAGGAAGGAGACCAUUUUCUUGUUCAGAUCCAGGCACUUUUCCAAUCAGAAUUCAUUCCAAAUCAACGAGCAUUUGACCAAAACACAGGGGAAACUUGGAAUACCGCAACCGAACCAUUGGACUCUGAUAUUGACCAAAUGUCCCAAACUGGAGAUGCCAGUCAGGAGCCUAAACCGGAUCACACUGAAGCAGAAGAGAAGCUCCAUACUUCGGCUCCAUGUCGUGCACUCCCUGCCCCCCUGGUGUGGAUGGUGCUCAAGCCCCUGCAGAAACUUCUGGCCAUUAUACUGGGAAGGAGCCUCAGAAAAUGGUGGGGGGCACUGCCAGACAACCGCAGACAGCUCCUGCGUGAGUGGAUGUGGUACAGACGCUGGAAGCUGGGCGCUGGUGCUGGUGUGAUGCUGCUGAUCGUAGCCAUACUUCUCCUCACACACCUUGACGAGUCUCCGCUGACCGGACGGACACGCCUGCUUGUGUUCAGCAAGGACAACUACAUGGAGCUAGCUGCUCUUAUGUCCGAGGAGUACAUGGAGGAGUUUGCAGAGCUGAUGCUGCCGGUCACUGACCCUCGGCAGCAGGUGGUGGAGCGACUCAUUCAGCUCCUGGCUAAAAGGAACAAGGACAUCCCUGAAGUGACGGAGGUGGUCUGGACGGUCCAUGUUGUGCAGGACCCCAAAGUCAAUGCUUUUGUCCUCCCGAACGGGAAGGUGUUCGUCUUCACGGGAAUGUUGGAUGCAGUCGCAGAUGUUCACCAGCUCACCAUUGUUUUGGGACACGAGAUGGCCCAUGCUUUACUGGGACACUCGGCAGAACAAGCCAGUUUGUCUCAUGUGGUGGACCUCCUGUCUAUGAUUCUGCUGACUGCCAUAUGGGCCAUUUGUCCCAAAGAUAGUCUUGCACUGCUGGGGCACUGGGCACAGGAGAAACUCACACAGUUGAUGUUCAGUCGUCCUUACAGUAGAAAACUGGAAGCAGAGGCUGAUGAAGUGGGGCUUCAGUUGGCUGCUAAGGCGUGUGCAGAUGUGCGGGCCGGCCCUGUGUUCUGGCAACAGAUGGAGAUAAGGGACCAGCUGGAAGGAGAGCUGGAGCUGCCCGAGUGGCUCUCCACACACCCGUCCCACCAGAACCGAUACACCCAACUGGACCGCCUCAUUCCUCAGGCUCUCAAAGUGAGAGAAAGCUGUGUGUGUCCUCGUCUACCUGAAGAAGACCCUCGGAUAGCCUUCUCCAAAAGUGUUCACCUUUUGCUGAAUAAUGCCAAAGAUCAAACCAAAGUUCAAUCCGGCACAAAACCAAAUCCCAGGACCCACAGUCCGGUCUCCUCUCUCCCCACCGCUGCCAUCAUGUCUCUGACUCCUCUAUUGUCAGUUACUUCUGAUCAGGAAAAAUAG